This is a messenger RNA of Musa acuminata AAA Group (dessert banana), 3605 nucleotides long. RefSeq lists its product as uncharacterized. Gene Ontology annotation, molecular function: protein serine/threonine kinase activity; ATP binding. Gene Ontology annotation, biological process: peptidyl-threonine phosphorylation; peptidyl-serine phosphorylation; mRNA cis splicing, via spliceosome. The transcript is spliced from 12 exons. The coding region runs from base 121 to 3270 and encodes 1049 amino acids. The record is from RefSeq and is a predicted model, not a curated record. Lineage: Eukaryota; Viridiplantae; Streptophyta; Magnoliopsida; Zingiberales; Musaceae.
CGCCACAUGUCACGAAAGAAGCAGCCAAAGCUGUUUUGGUAUCUUCGUCGUCGCCCUUCGGAGCCCUAACCCUAAUCACCCCAUCACCACCAGCCCCUCCCCUCAAAUCGAACCAUCGUCAUGGCCAGCGAGGAGUCGCCGUCGCCGACCUCAAGCGGCAAGCACUGCCGUUCGGCAGACGAUCAUGAGGCCGAGACAUCGUCGAAGCGACGGAAGCACCGUCACCGUCACCAUCACCGCCGUCACAGCAGACGCGGUCGCGAGAGUGAUGACGGGGCCGAGGAGGCCGCUCGGGUUGCGGAGGCGGAGACUGCUUCUUGUCCCGUUCCGAAGCCUGCUGAUGAGGAGCGAGAGGAGGGUGAGAUUCUCGAAGAUGACGAGGAGAUGGCCAACCUUGAUCAUACUAAAGUCGAUGGCUUCGUGACCGAUGGGGUUUCCGACUCUGGAUCGGGUGAAAUCAAGCCUGACGGCGUCGAUGUUUAUUCCAAUCUGAUUGUGCCUGGGGUGAAAGAUAGUUCUGGGAAAAAUGUUUUGGUGCUUAGUAAUAAGCAGAACACACUGAAAGAUGAAAAGAUGUUGGACCUUGCUUGGUCAUGUGAGAAUUCUAGUUUGAAUGAUACAGCUUGGAUGGAGGUAGAUACGUCAGAUGGAGAAAAUUGUGUCUGGAAGGCUGAGAGUAUAACAAAAUCAUUAGAACUAAAUGACAACAAGCAAAUGCAAACUGACAGAAAUGAUUCAGAAAGUCAAGUAAGAUCAAGAUCUCCGGUUUCUAAAGAAAGUUCUCAUGCAGCAAAGGACAGGAUGAGUUAUGACCAUGUGAAAAAAACUUCUGACAGUGACUCAGAUAAGGUUGACUCAAAGCAGUAUAUGGAGUCAAAGGAUGCUAACAGAAGAGCAACUGAUAGGAACAGGUCAGUGUCGCCCAAAAGUUCGCAAGAAAGGUACAGGAACACUAGAAGGUCUCCAGCGUCCAUCAGGUACCAUGAUGAAGACAAAUAUAGGGAUAAGUCCAGGCCUAUUGAUCAUAGAAAGAGGAGAUCAUAUGAUAAGGUCUCAGAGCAUUCCGACAUGGGUGAUGAUCAAGUUGGUUUGCAGGAAAGUAAGAGGGAUUAUUCCAAUAGGCAGCAUAAGUUGGACAGAUGUGCAGCUAGAAAUCGAGUAAGUGAUAUAGAGAUUCCUAACGAAAGAGAGAGUAGUGGCAAAAGAAGACAUGAUGACAGGCACAGAAGUCGGGAAAGGGAUAGGGAGAGGGAAAGAAGUAGUAGUAGUGUCAGAGACACAGAUAAAACACAGUUGGAUAAAAGGUCUCACAGGGAAAAAGAGAGGAGUAGCAGUCAUAGCAGAUAUGACAGACAAGCAGACAAGCAUGAAAUUUGGGACAGAGAAAGUGGGAAAGAAAAAUACAGCUUCAGCACAAGAGACAGAGUAAGAGAUAAACCAAGGGAUUUGAAUAGGGAGAAAUAUGUAGAGAGGGAGAGGUUAAGGGAGAGUAAGCAUGAAAAAAAACGGGAUGAUAGUGAUAGAGAUAAGAAUAAGUCUAGGGACAGGGAAAUUAUUGCUCAUAAGGGUAAAGAACAUGGUGAUCAAAUGGAAACAGGUAGGAUUAGUAGCAGGUAUAGACAUAGGGAAUCUAGGCAUCCAAAGUACGAUGAAGUAGAGCAUCACAAGGAUAAAUCACGUUCGGAGGCUGGUUUCAAGAAAGACAAUUCUGACAAAGACACACAAAAGUCUAUUAGGGAGGAGGAGGAAGAGGAAGAUUACCAAGAUAAAAUUGAACAACAGCUUGCUAAGCAGGAUGAAGAUGAUGUUGACAUGAUUAAAAAUGAGAGCAGAAAAAGGAGGCAGGCUAUCUUGGAAAAAUAUCGACAGCGGCAGCUACGGCAAGUUGAAUCCUCAUCUGAUGGUAAUGUGAAUGAAUCUGAGAAAGCCACUUCGGAUAAGGAGAAUCUACAGGGAUUGCUUGCUAUGAGUGUUGAUAACAAAGUGAAUAAUGAAGAGCUUGAGAAUAGGGAUGACUCCAGAAAUGUAUUUGAUGUUGGUCCAUCGUUUUCUGUGGGAAAGUCACCUGUACAGAAUGGAGAUUUAGCUGAUAAGAAAAUGAACAAUGUUGGGGGACUUGGAGAGGGUACUCCAAAGAGUGAAAUAUCAGCCGAUAUGUUUACUGAUGACAUGUUUGGAGAAUCACCAGCUGGAGUUUGUGUGAAGGGAAAGUGUGAAGGACCACAGAUAGACAGAAGUUAUCUUCAUGACAACUGGGAUGAUGCAGAUGGUUAUUAUAGUUACAGGUUUGGGGAAGUACUCGAUGGUCGCUAUGAAGUUGUUGCAGCACAUGGAAAGGGUGUCUUCUCAACAGUUGUUCGUGCUAGGGAUCUCAAGGCUGGGAAAGGUGACCCUGAAGAAGUGGCUAUUAAAAUGAUUCGCAACAAUGAUACCAUGUACAAGGCAGGUCAGGAUGAACUUGUUAUAUUGAAGAAAUUGGUAGGCGCUGAUCCCGAGGACAAACGUCAUUGUGUUAGGUUUCUUUCAUCUUUCAAGUAUCGGAAUCAUCUUUGCUUAGUUUUUGAAUCUCUUCAUAUGAACCUUCGUGAGGUUCUAAAGAAAUUUGGUCGUAACAUUGGGCUAAAACUGACUGCUGUGAGGGCCUAUGCAAAGCAGCUUUUCAUUGCGCUGAAGCAUCUCAGAAAUUGUGGCGUUCUGCACUGUGACAUUAAACCGGAUAAUAUGCUGGUAAAUGAGCCCAAAAAUGUGCUCAAGCUUUGUGAUUUUGGCAAUGCUAUGUUCGCGGGUAAGAAUGAGAUUACACCCUACCUUGUUAGCCGCUUUUACCGUGCCCCAGAAAUAAUUCUUGGAUUGCCAUAUGAUCAUCCAAUGGACGUGUGGUCGGUUGGUUGCUGUCUAUAUGAACUGUACACAGCGAAAGUACUCUUUCCUGGUCCAUCAAACAAUGACAUGCUUCGACUACACAUGGAGUUAAAGGGUCCUUUCCCCAAAAAGAUGCUUCGGAAGGGUGCCUUCACAGAUCACCAUUUUGAUCAAGAUUUAAAUUUUCAUGCCACUGAGGAGGAUCCUGUUACAAAGAAGCCUGUUAAGAGACUGCUGAUAAAUAUUAAGCCAAAGGACAUCGGCGCUCUCAUGUCAGGCUUUUCUGAGGAGGAUCCCAAAAUGUUAUCAAAUUUUAAGGAUCUUCUAGAUCGAAUAUUUGUAUUGGAUCCAGAAAAGAGGAUGACAGUAUCUCAGGCAUUAAGUCAUCCAUUUAUCACGGGCAAGUGAAAUAAGAUGCUGAUUUUCCUGACUCUAGAAAUGUUGUUCAGCUAUGAGUCUACCAUGUGAUCUAUAUUGACAUUUCCCAUCUAAUUCUUCGGCGUUUAUUCUGUCUUUUCACUGCUUGGUGGAGCUUGGUGGAUCGCGUUGAAGAGGAGUUGAAAGGAUCAUUUGUUUUAAAGCCUUUCUUCAUGGGAGUUCUUAACAUGGGAUGUGUUUCUGUUUCUUGUAAGACAACUCGCCGAAGGCGUUUCAUCUUUUGUAAAUCGUUCUUCAUCAUGGCCUUUGAAGAUAUAAAACUGAAUAUUUGUUUUAAUACUUGAUAUUUGAUCUUUUCUGUUCUA